AUGGUGCAGACAGUGAAGGGCAACAAAGUUAUUCAGCAAUGGGGACUCCCAACUCCCUGCGAAUGUAAAUCCCGCGACAAUACUGCAGACGUCAUAGUCCCCGCAAUUGGCUUCUGGAAACCUUCCGCACUUUUGAAGCUGUUGGAUCUCAGUGUUUCUCAAUUUUACUGGAUUGAAACUAGUCAUAAUAUGGACUUUUGCGUUGAAAGAUCAUGGAGAUAUUUACGAGUCACAUUCAGAGAACAGGCUCUAUCUUAUCAUAUCCAUGACGAUGGUAGAUGGCAGCUAUUGGGAUCUGAGCGCUUGGGGAUUGCACUCUGGAAGAUCACUACAAAAAAAACUGGCACAAGUGUUAUAUUGCGAAAAGCGACCGAAUAUUGGCUGGGAGAUUGA
Messenger RNA from Botrytis porri, 393 nucleotides. RefSeq lists its product as uncharacterized. NCBI's taxonomy places the organism in Eukaryota, Fungi, Ascomycota, Leotiomycetes, Helotiales, Sclerotiniaceae. The coding region runs from base 1 to 393 and encodes 130 amino acids. The record is from RefSeq and is a predicted model, not a curated record. The transcript has 2 exons.